Molecule: messenger RNA, 1230 nt
Organism: Ilex paraguariensis (yerba mate)
Lineage: Eukaryota; Viridiplantae; Streptophyta; Magnoliopsida; Aquifoliales; Aquifoliaceae
Source: the annotation of a GenBank genome assembly
AUGUCUUCUCUCUCCUACCUUGCCAGCUAUACCAUCAGGUGCUCUUCCACUAUUGAUGGUCAUGACCCAAAUAAGCAAAAAAUGAAUAGUAUCCAGGUCAAUGUGACUGUUAGUCAUGUCUCCACAGCUGACCUAGUAAACUAUAAAAAUGGAGCAGCCAACACCUUAGUUGCUCAUUUUGCUGAAAAUGGGUGCAUCAGCAAAGAACAAGAUCGCCAGAAUAUUCCGACGAAGAAGCAGUUCGUUGAUCCUUAUCGACAGGGGCUGAUCAUCGAAGAGGGUGUUGGGUACAGAGUCUACAGACAGACUGUUGUCGUUCGGUCCUAUGAAGUUGGUCCUGAUAAAUCUGCAACAAUUGAGAGCAUUCUUAACCUUCUUCAGGAAACAGCACUGAAUCAUGUGUGGAUGUCGGGUCUUCUUGGAGAUGGAUUCGGAGCCACACAUGGAAUGAUGAGAAAUAAUCUCAUUUGGGUUGUUUCAAGGAUGCAGCUCCAAGUGGAUCAUUAUCCUAUCUGGGGUGAGGUAAUGGAAAUCGACACAUGGGUCGGGGCGUCAGGGAAAAAUGGCAUGCGGAGAGAUUGGCUACUCCGAAGCCAUGCCACAGGCCUUGUAUUUGCCCGCGGAACCAGUACAUGGGUGAUGAUGAACCAGCAAACCAGGCGGCUUUCAAAAAUGCCAGAUGAAGUGAGAGCUGAGAUUUCACCAUGGUUCAUUGAGAAGCAAGCAAUCAAAUAUGAAAUCCCUGAAAAAAUUGAGAAGUUGGAUGAUAAGGCAAAAUAUGUCAACUCGGGCUUGAAGCCCAAGAGGAGUGAUUUGGACAUGAAUCAUCAUGUAAACAACGUCAAAUAUGUUCGAUGGAUGCUUGAGACCAUCCCUGAUGAAUUCUUGGAGGAUCACCAGCUGUCCGGUAUCGUCCUAGAAUACAGAAGAGAAUGUGGAAGUUCAGAUACCGUUCAAUCCCUUUGUCAACCUCAAGAAGAUGGAAUUUUCAAUGGAGUUCAACAAGAAAAUAGCAUCGGUUUACUCAAUGGAUAUUCAUUGACACCAGGAAUUCUUGAGGGCAAUGGAAUCCGGGGGUCCUUAUAUCGGGACCAUGUAGCUAUACACUACCUCCAAAUUAAAGGAGACUCUAAAAAUGAAGAGAUUGUUAGAGAAGAACCACGUGGAAGGGCAAAGCUCUCUAGCCGCUAUUUUCUACAUAGUGACCUAUAUUACAGAGCCGAUUACUAA